Rotaria sordida is the source of this 216-nucleotide messenger RNA. The record is from the annotation of a GenBank genome assembly. NCBI's taxonomy places the organism in Eukaryota, Metazoa, Rotifera, Eurotatoria, Philodinida, Philodinidae.
AUGAUACUCAGACCACCUGAUAAUAAAUUAUUUCGUCAACAAUACUCAUCUACAUCAUCAGCAAAACAAAAUAAUACAUCUGUAGAGACGGUUGCUCCGUCAAUUACUGCUCCACGUUUUUUAUCUAUAUCAUCACAUCUACAGCAAACGAUCGUUGAUGAAAUUAUUAAAAAACCAACAUAUUUUCGUGGUUCAAAAGAUGAUGUUUAUGAUUGA